AUCACAGAGGAGGCGUUCCGACGGCGGCGGCGUGGGUUCGCUUGAGUGACACAAUUAUAACAAGUUUGAGGCGGCGACUAGGGGGAAGUUUCAGAUAUUACUAAAUAACAAUUUACCGUAUAACCCAACAUUGCUUGUUUUGCAUGCAUUUUAGUGUACCAGCUAACUGUGACUUGUUAAUGUCGAGGACAAUGUGAAAAGAAGGUGUUUAGAGGAAAUAUUUUUCCCUGGAGGAUUUGCCAUAUAGUCUUUUGCGUUUGGAUCCACACAAACGGUGCUCGGCUUGCGGUGCGUAAAUAAUUUCGCUGGAGUUUUUUGUCUAUGAAAUCGUGCGGAGUGUCGGUGGCCGCUGUAGCUCGCGCUGCUGCUGGUGGUGAUGAGGAAAAGAAAAUGGCGGCGGGAAAAACGAGUGAAACCGAAGAGGACUUUCCGAAGCUUGCGCCGCAAGAAAAGGAGCGCUUAGCAGGCAUAGACAGCGCACUGUUUGGAUUUCAGAGGCUUCAUGAAGAUGGCGCCAGAACGAAGGCCUUGCUGUUAAAGGCUGUUCGUUGCUAUGAUGUAUAUAUUUUAAAAGCUGAAGGAAAGGUUGAGCCGGAGGUGUUUUGCCAUCUAGGUCACUUCAACCUUUUACUGGAAGAUUACCCUAAAGCAUUAUCUGCAUACCAGAGAUACUACAGUUUACAGUCAGACUACUGGAAGAAUGCUGCCUUUUUAUAUGGCCUUGGUUUGGUUUACUUCCAUUACAAUGCUUUUCAAUGGGCAGUGCAGCGCACCCCCUCAGAUGCCCAUUCUGGACAGAGAAGGGCGAUUAAAGCAUUUCAGGAGGUGCUUUACAUUGACCCCAGCUUCUCAAGAGCCAAGGAGAUCCAUCUGCGACUCGGCCUGAUGUUUAAAGUCAGCACAGAUUACGAGUCAAGCCUCAAGCAUUUCCAGCUGGCUUUGAUUGAUUCCACACCCUGCACUUUGUCCAAAGCUGAAAUUCAGUUCCACAUUGCUCAUGUGUAUGAGAUUCAGAAGAAAUACCGCAUCGCAAAAGAAGCUUACGAAAGUCUGUUACAAACAGAUAAUCUUCCUGCACAGGUGAAGGCAACUACGCUCCAACAAUUAGGCUGGAUGCAUCACACAGUCGAGCAGUUGGGAGACAAAGCCAACAAGAACAGCUAUGCUAUUCAGUGUCUGCAGAAGUCCCUAGAAGCAGACCCCAAUUCGGGACAGUCUUGGUACUUCCUGGGCAGGUGCUACUCGAGUAUUGGGAAGGUUCAAGAUGCCUUCAUAUCUUACCGACAGUCUAUUGAUAAGUCUGAGGCCAGUGCAGAUACAUGGUGCUCGAUUGGUGUGUUGUAUCAGCAACAGAACCAGCCGAUGGAUGCUCUGCAGGCGUAUAUCUGUGCAGUGCAGCUGGACCACAGCCAUGCAGCCGCCUGGAUGGAUCUAGGCACGCUCUACGAGUCCUGCGACCAGCCGCAGGAUGCCAUCAAGUGCUACAUUAAUGCCACAUGCAGCAAAUCCUGCAGCAACAUCCCAGCUCUGACAGCGCGUAUUAAAUGCCUUCAGGCUCAGUUGUGUAAUCCUCAGCAAGGUAGUUUACCAAGUAAAAGUAAAAUGCUCCCUAGUAUUGAGGAGGCGUGGAGCCUACCAAUCCCAGCAGAGCUCACCUCCAGACAGGGAACACUCAACACAACACAACAGCAAACCUGCAAAGCUCAUCAGAGCAACGAAGCCCAGUCCCAGAUUCCAGGCCAGUCUCUUCCUCCCCACACGCCCUCUGGCCAGACAGACGACCAGUCCAGCCCAGCCAAAAGGAAGAGGACCGCCAGUCCAGCCGGGAAUUCUUCAGAUUCCUUAGCAAAUGAUCCAGGUCAUCAUCAAAUAGCCAAUUGGAGUUUAACGCCCCAGAAACUUCAGCUCCUGGAACAGUUACGGACCAACAGGGCCAGUUUGAAGCCGGUGCAGCUGCAGAUGCUGGAACAUUUGGAAAAACAGCUCAGUCUAAUGCAACAGAAUCAACAGAUGAGACUGAAUGCCAUGGGUCAAGUACAGCCCAACGGUCCUGUUGCUGGCCCCUCACUGCCUAUGAACUCUAAUUCCACAUCCUCCCCUCACCACCUGUCACACAUCGUCCUGUCCCGCACACCAUCGUCCCACUCCCGAUGCGCUGCUCAGCCGAUAGCCAACGGACCUGUACCUGCAAGCCCUGCCCCAUGCAGCACAGCAGGACCUCUGGCUAACACAGAAGCUGUCUCUGUGGGCAAUAAUCAUCUCCCAGGAUCGGGGAGCAGCGGAAACGUGCCUUACUCGCGGCAAAACGCACUACCUCAUAACUGCACAACCCCCACCAGCAGCAGCAUGGAUGAUGAAUCGUGGAAAAGCCAACACAUCAACUUCUCUCAGGGGCUUCAGAGAAGUCCAGGUUCAUGUUCAGCUGGUCCUAACGGCGAGCAACCUUUCUCUUCCGCUGGGACUUCCCAGCCUACCCCGGCAACCGGCACUGGCGUUCCAAAUCAGGUCGGACGUCCGGCCACCGCCAGCCACACGUUAGCGCAGGAGGCCAGUCACAGUCACCUCCCCUCCCUUAGCCCCUCUCACUCUGCUACCUCAGGUGGACAGCAAGGCACGGUGCACACCAAAGAGAGCAAGCCUUCAGGAAACGGGCAUUCUACGGGGACGCCCGACAGCACUGCCACUGCAGAAGGACUGCCUAAUCACGUCCAUCAGGGCCAGGCAGACGCUGCUGGUGCGAAACCCCGCUCACCAGGUGUACUUAGUUCAGACAAUCCUCAGCUCUCUGCCUUGUUGAUUGGAAAAGCCAAUGAAAGUAAUAAUAGUAACGAUGGUGGGUUGGUGGCUAACGGCACAAAAGUUAACAACAUUCACCAGAGUCUUAAGCCGCAGGAAAACUCUGUUGCUGCCUCUCCAUGUUCUGCGACGUCCAUGGUGACACCCUCCCCAAAAUCUGCAGACCACCAUGGCACCCAUAACAGCCUUAAUAGCCCCAUGCUCAACGGCAAAGGUCUGGAAGACUCUCAGAGCCCCUUAAAGGUGCCAUCCCCACUGGCUUGCCCUAAACAAACGUGCCCCUCGUUCGUCCCAUGGUCUGCUGUCUCUAUCUACCCCAGCUCCAGUGAGGUGCUCAAAGCAUGCAGAAAUCUUGGAAAAAACGGUGUGUCGAACAACAGCAUCUUACUGGACAAAUGUCCACCUCCACGGUUACCACCAUCACCUUUCCCUCUUCUGCCAAAAGACAAGCUAAAUCCUCCCACUCCUAGUAUUUACUUGGAGAACAAGAGGGAUGCCUUUUUUCCACCACUACAUCAGUUCUGCACAAACCCAGCCAACCCCGCCACUGUCAUCCGUGGGCUGGCCGGAGCACUCAAGCUAGAUUUAGGUCUGUUCUCUACUAAGACCCUGGUGGAGGCCAACCCAGACCACCUGGUGGAGGUGAGAACUCAGUUAUUUCAGCCCACUGAUGAGAACUGGGACGUGACGGGCAGCAGGAAGAUGUGGCGCUUUGAGAGCAGCCGGUCUCACACCACAAUCGCCAGAUAUGCUCAGUACCAAGCCUCGUCUUUCCAGGAAUCCCUGCGGGAGGAGAAUGAAAAGAAAGGGCAGAAAGAGCUCUCAGACACUGAAUCAGCUCCUUCAGAAAAUGUGGUGCGGAGACGGAGAGGUCCAUUCAAGCACAUCAAGUUUGGGACAAACAUUGACCUGUCAGAUGAGAAAAAGUGGAAGCUGCAGCUGGCUGAGUUGAGUAAGCUGCCUGCGUUUGCGCGGGUGGUGUCUGCAGGGAAUCUGCUCAGUCAUGUGGGCCACACCAUUCUCGGCAUGAACACAGUCCAGCUCUAUAUGAAGGUCCCGGGCAGCAGGACACCAGGUCAUCAGGAAAAUAACAACUUCUGCUCUGUGAACAUUAACAUCGGUCCGGGAGAUUGCGAAUGGUUUACCGUUCAUGAGCCAUACUGGGGUCUCAUGAAUGAAUUCUGUGAAAAGAAUAAUAUAAAUUAUUUAAUGGGCUCGUGGUGGCCAAAUCUAGAGGACCUGUAUGAAAGCAAUGUUCCAGUGUAUCGCUUUAUCCAGCGACCGGGAGAUCUGGUGUGGCUCAAUACAGGCACUGUACAUUGGGUUCAGGCCAUUGGCUGGUGCAACAACAUUGCCUGGAACGUUGGACCGCUCACUGUGCAUCAGUACAAGCUGGCUGUCGAGCGCUAUGAGUGGAACAAACUUCAGAGCGUCAAAUCCAUUGUUCCCAUGAUUCACCUUUCUUGGAACAUGGCCAGGAACCUCAAAGUGUCAGACCACAAGCUCUUUGAGAUGAUCAAGUACUGUCUGUUGAGGACACUAAAGCAGUGUCAGAUGUUGAGGGAAGCUCUCCUCGCUGCUGGGAAAGAGUUGGUUUGGCACGGAAGGACCAAGGAAGAACCUGCUCAUUACUGUAGCAUCUGUGAGGUGGAGGUCUUUGACCUGCUGUUUGUCACCAGUGAGAGCAACUCACGCAAGACGUAUGUGGUGCACUGCCAGGACUGUGCUAGACGAUGCAGCCGUAACCUUGAAAACUUCGUGGUUUUAGAGCAGGACAAAAUAGAACACCUCACACACGUGUAUGACCAGUUCAUAUUAGCCCCGCCCCUGCCCUCCUCCUCAUCUUGACGUUAACAUUAACGGUUCUUCGGAUAACACCCUGGAACACAACACAUCCCUUUCUGAUAUUCAGGAAAUCUGACCCAGUUCCACAUCACUGGUUUCUGUAGCAAAGCCCACAAGGCCGCUGGUUCGGAGCUGUUUGUCUAUGCAACCUUGCCAAGUAUGGAGUGUCGGCCCACUGGAAUGAAGUGGGAUCGUCUUCAUCUUCAGGACUGUUUGAGCUUGUUCAGCACCACUUCUCUUUGAAACACAAUCUAUAACAAAUGGAUUAAUUGCUGAGGAAAACUAAUUUUGUGUAUAUACCACAAAUGGCAAAAUCACUCAAAAACUACUGAUUCUUUAGUUCCUUUUUUCUGUUCCUUUACUUUUUGUUCUAUUGGACUUCAUCUACGGGCUGAUACAUGAAUAUUUGUUUCAAUCUCAUUUCCUUUAAAGUACUACCGUAGCUGGGCUUUUUUGUUAGAAACGUCUUAAGGUAACAAAAAGUAAGAGGAUAAUUGUAAUGUGAAUUAUUUUUUUGCGUUUUGUUUUUCUAAUAGGUCUUUUUCUUAAGGAAAAAGUUAGGGGUGGGGUAGCCAAGUCACCAAGAAAAAUGGGUUGCACAUAGACUGAGGAAUACACUUUAAUUUGUGUUUUUUUCUAAUCUUGUUGUAAAUUCACACUAUUUAUAAAUAUUUAUUGCUUGAAGAUAUUUGUUGAUGGAAUGCUGUUAUUUUUUCCAGAGUUCCUGCCAUUAAAUUUUAUGGAGUAAUGUCAUUUUGAACAUUUCUCUUUUUACAUUUUCUAUACGAGAAUAAAAUUGCUUUGCAAGCAUUGUACAGAAACGUAAAGGUUGAUAUGGUUUAUGGGUUAUUAAUCACAGGUGUCUUUGUAAUUAAAAUAUCCUCCUUUUGUGAUGCAAGUUCUUGUCUCAGAUGUGAAUUA
Messenger RNA from Triplophysa rosa, 5562 nucleotides. RefSeq names its product lysine (K)-specific demethylase 6A (gene kdm6a). Gene Ontology annotation, biological process: regulation of gene expression; heart development. The record is from RefSeq and is a predicted model, not a curated record. Gene Ontology annotation, cellular component: MLL3/4 complex. NCBI's taxonomy places the organism in Eukaryota, Metazoa, Chordata, Actinopteri, Cypriniformes, Nemacheilidae. Gene Ontology annotation, molecular function: histone H3K27me2/H3K27me3 demethylase activity; chromatin DNA binding; RNA polymerase II cis-regulatory region sequence-specific DNA binding. The coding region runs from base 322 to 4644 and encodes 1440 amino acids. The transcript is spliced from 31 exons.